AGGGAUGACAUCCAAGUUCAAUAAAUUGGAGAAGUUUCAAGGGAAUGAUUAUCAUAGAUGGCGGAAGAAGAUGCACUUCCUUCUCACGACUUUGAAGGUUGUGUACAUGUUGAGCACUUCGAUGCUGGAAGUGAUGGAAGAUGAAACUUUGGAACAAAUUAGCAAGCGUAACAAGUGGGAGAACGAAGACUACAUAUGUAGGGGCCACAUUCUUAACAGUAUCCCCGUUUCGAAGAUGAACGUGAAAGACCUUGCUCGAUUUAAGAACAAGUCGGCCAAGGAUCCGAAGGGGUCGGAUGCGGGCGGCCAGAAGCCCAUUGGUGCAUUUUUCAAGAAGCCCGAGGGUGAUGUUGCGCCCGUGAAGAGGAAAACGACGGCCAAGGAAUCCCCCCGACUACCAAGAGAUCGAAGAAGGGGGACGCCACGAAGAAGGAUCCCCCGGUAGUGAUCGUGGAUGAGCAUUCCACCUCCGGGCUUGUCGUGGAUGUGCCGACGACUGGAAAGACGACGGGGACGGAGGAGAUGCCCCCGGAGGUCCUGCAGGUUUCCCUCCCGAGGGGAACAGCCGUGACCAACUGCACGGUCGACCCGAGGGUGCUCCUGAGGGGCAUGACCACUGAAAAAGAUGGGGCCACCUUCGGAGCUUUAGAUGAUGUGGCGCUUGAGGACCAGAUCCUCCGAUCUUCCUUAACAGCUUGCCUUGCCCUCGGCGAACAGGCCCGACGGUUGGAGGAAUGGCGUCUCCACAAAGCUGGGCAAGACGCAAAGAUGAAGGAGCUCAUUCAUAAGGACUCCAAGGCCACGAAGCUGAUGGCCCAGCUCGAAGAGGACCUCCAGCUUGCGAGAGCAGAGGCCGGAAGGCUCAGGGAGGAGAAAGCCAAAGCUGAGGAGGCUGCCGCGGAGGCCGCAAAGAAAGCCGUCGAGGAGGCCGAGGCCGUCAGAGCGGAGGCUAUUGUCGCAGCUCGGGAGGAAGCCAUCUCCGGAUUUCUGGACGAGGGGUGGAAGGCCGAGGGACACAAGAAGUGUCUGUCCUCAGUUGUGGAGGCCUCUGUUGAUGAAUGGUGCGAGGGCCCAGGUGAGGAAUGGAUGGCCCGAAAGGGCAAGGAAUAUUAUGAUGGGGGCGAGUUUUUUACUCAGGCCCUCAUAUACCGAAGGAUGGCCCGGCACCUGAAUAUUGAGCCGAAAGAUUUCGAUCCCUCGGCAUAUGGUCUUCCUUCCUUACAACCAGAUGUUCGUGAACCCCUCCCCUCAGGCGUUAAGCGGCCCAACCUGAAGGAUACUGAGUUGAUGAAGGAAGUAGAGGGUGACAUCGUGGAGGCCGGAGUAGAGGUCUCUUCGAAGCCUGCUAGAGAGGAUGCUUCCGGGGGCAAUGCUGCUGAGGUUCCUGAGGAGACUUGUAAUUAGAUAAUUUUCGUACAAUUUGUACCCGAACAUUCACAUGCUUUCGGCUUCGGCCUUUGUAACAAUUACAUUUGGUAUUUUUUGUUUUUGAUGAAUGUAUGAAUGUACGUUUUCCCUCG
Molecule: messenger RNA, 1520 nt
Organism: Cuscuta europaea
Lineage: Eukaryota; Viridiplantae; Streptophyta; Magnoliopsida; Solanales; Convolvulaceae
Source: the annotation of a GenBank genome assembly